GCUAGACGAGCGUCUUCAGUCGACCGGCGAACGUUCGAAAGGUAGCUGUGUCGCGGUGCACCCACAUUUACACCACUAUAGUCGCUCCGUACCACGUGUUUGACACAUCAAAUGGAAUAAGACGUCUUGACGGAUUUCUUCAUUUAACGCCGCGAUUUAUUAUUGUCAACAGUAGUGUGCUCGAGGAUCUAUACUGUAUAUUAAAAUAUAUAUUGACUUUUGCGGUUUUAAAUUUUUUUUUUUUUUUUUUAAAUCUAUCGAGGCAAAACAAACUUUUUCCCCGAAGGGAUUGUUCAGCGUUGUUUUUUUCAUUCAUGCGAUUUCGAACAAAAUGACGAAACCGAGUAGCAAAGUCAUUCGGACAGCAGUAAUAUUCGUGUUUACAAUCGUGCAACUGUUGCCGUUGAUUUCGUUUGCGGUCGGCGAUAAUGCUAGCCCGACUAAUGCACCGUCGGGUGCCGAAUUCCUCCACAGUGUCAUUGGCAACAUGCAUCGACCGAAUCGCAAGGUAUUUAACGAACGAAUCGACGUCGAAGAAUACAUACCCGACGAUAUUCCGUACAUGCCACCUUCUGACGAGAUAAAAAUGCUGUCAAAACAACCGUUCCAUUUCAACAAUCAGGCAAACCGUCCUGUCCAGACCGAUGCCAAAAACCAAGUGGAGUUAUUACUUUCGCAAAUAGCACCUCAGUUUUUAAAAAAUGAAUUUGCAGAGUCACAAAAUCGGAUAGUUACUCAAGAAGCUCCACAACAGUUUAACCAGGUUGCCAACAGCCCACAAAAUAUAAUUGACGCUCUUACGAGUGACACGGCGCAAAGACCGCCGGACGGCAUGAUUUCCGGAUAUAAUUAUUUCUUUUAUCCGCUGGACAACAAGGUGCUGCAGCAGAUGCAGAACGGCAAUCAGGUGGCGUCGACGACGGCAGCGUCGGACUCGGAACCGGCGAAGUCUGAAAACCAGGCGGCGGCCAAGCCUCGGGUAGAGCCUCUAUUCGUGGCCAUGGCCGGAUUCGUGGGUGUUGCGGUGGUGUUCCUCAGCGCGCUCAUGUUCAUACCGAUAUUGCCGAUACACGCACUCACCUCCAAGGCGGCGUUGAAACGCGCUCCCGAAGAGCUGGCCUCGCUCACCAAGCUCGUCGCCGAGUCCAUCGACGGCAAAGACUGCAGCGAGAGGAUAGCUUGUGAGGUCGGCAGGGCCAUGCGGUCCAUGCGGGUGGGCAACAAACCCAUCAGAAUGAUGGAAAUAAUACUACCACCGGCGGUUGCAAAACAGCUAGCUCAAAUAAGAAGGUCUGCAUCAAAGAAAGAACAGUGUCAUUUCAUCAUGUGCAAAAAGACUGAGGGUACAUUGCAAUUGGUGGCAAAACUAAAGAAAAGCGAUAACUUUAAAACUAAUCAUAAUAAAACUAUUCACGAUGUUAGAGAGAUUUUUAACAUUUAAGACAGGCCGUUUUUGGAAAUUAAUUUAUUUUAGAUGUUAAGUAAAUUAUUGUAUGAUGUUACGAUUACAAAGAUAAUUAAAUAUUUUAGUUAUGCCAGGGCUGGGCAAGUUACUUUUUUCCACUUAAUUGUUUUAAAAUAGAAAUUAACUCAGUCAAGUUUUUAAUUAAGUAUUCAAGUUAAAAAUUAAUUCAACUAUUUAACAGAUAGGUGCGAUUAAAAACUUAAUUAGGUACUUAAUUCACUAUAAAUUAUAAAAAUUGGAGUAAUUUAUAGUGAAUUUAUUUCAUGAUAUAAGUAAAAAACUAAAAAAAAAAAUUGUGCACACUUAGACAAUCGAAUUUUUAUUCUGCAAAUUUUUCUUAAGUUUAUUGGCUUUUUUUAAGGUUAUUGUGAGAAUCGAUUUUUGACAUUUAAUUAAAAUCAUUUAAAAUAAUAAAUUAAUAUUUUGAGUUUUAUUUCAAUAAAAAAAAAAAAAAAUCAAACAAUUAUUUAAAAAUUGACUUCCACAAUAACCUAGAAAAAUUAUCAAAAUGUCACAUCACAUUUUUUCUUUUUAGACAUGUAUAAACAUAAAAAUUUUUUUAGCUGUUCUUUAUACUUAAUAUUCUAAAUUAUAAUUUUAUCCAAACCAUAAACAGAUAAGUAAAAUAAUUUUUUUAUACAUUAUGGUUAUUUAUAACCAAAUAUGCUUUAAUUGAAGUCUAUUCUUUAGUAGGUAACAUUAUUUUAAUUCAAAAUAUUUAUAAUUUUUUUAAAAAUUCAACAUGCAUAUGAAAAUAAUUGUAAUUGAAAUUAUUGUUGUAAUUUAAUCUGUUUUGUUAUGAAUUUCAUAUAGAAAAAAACUUGUUUCAUUUUGAUAAAAAGUAACUUAUUUAUUAAAAGAGUUGGUACUUCUUAAAAUAAAUAAAUUAAGUAAAUAGAAAAUAUUUUUACUUUAAUUUCAAAGUUGAAUUUGUUAACACCCAGCCUUGAAUAAUGUUGUUGCUUGAGGUGAUUUCAAUUAAUCAUUUUCUAGGGAGUAUUAUAUAGGCAACUUAUUAUGUCAUGACGAUACUAAAUAUUACAAAUAAAUAAAAAUUUCAAAAAAAAUGAAUUUCCUUAUUUAUUUUAUUUUGUUAUGUGCUAGAAAAAAAUAUUUUAGCAGAACUGAUAGGUAUUUAACAUAUAUUAUGUAAAAUAUGAAGAGUAAAUAAAAAUACAUUAAUGAUAUAUUUUAACA
This is a messenger RNA of Aphis gossypii (cotton aphid), 2662 nucleotides long. RefSeq lists its product as uncharacterized. The record is from RefSeq and is a predicted model, not a curated record. The transcript is spliced from 5 exons. The coding region runs from base 332 to 1441 and encodes 369 amino acids. NCBI's taxonomy places the organism in Eukaryota, Metazoa, Arthropoda, Insecta, Hemiptera, Aphididae.